AUGAGUCGCCAAUUGAAGGUUCGGACUGGGUGCUCGGUUUGCAAGAUACGUCGCGUCAAGUGUGACGAGACGAAACCUUCUUGUCUUAAGUGCACCUCGACGGGUCGUACGUGUGAAGGUUAUGCGCCACCGCUACCGAGGAAGUCCAGGACGCGCCGUUCCAAGUACGACGUUUUGGAGAUGCCACUGGAUCGCAGUAUUGAUGUUAAGUUCGAUACACCUGACGUUAGCAUUAUCUUGAACUCAAACGUUUACGACCCAGGUUACGCAUGGGGUGUCCCCAGGAGCUUAGACCGCGCACGUGACGGAGUCGACCGGGACGAAAUUCGAAGCCUCGCUUACUACCGUACGCGUGUCUCCAAUGAUAUCUGCAGUUAUUUCGAUACAGACUUCUGGUACAACCUCGUUCUGCAACACGCUACUCAGGAGAAUUGGAACGGACGGGCCACUCCUGGAGGUGCUUAUAAUGACCUGCCUUAUAUUCACUUGGAUAGAAUUCGUAAGGGACAAUGUGGACGAUUCCUUGAGACACCUGCACAGUGGUCUUCGGAUCCUGUGCGAACAGCGGCAGCUAAUAGGCUCUCGAGUGGUGAUCGAGCACAUGGCUAA
Alternaria atra is the source of this 609-nucleotide messenger RNA. RefSeq lists its product as uncharacterized. Gene Ontology annotation, molecular function: DNA-binding transcription factor activity, RNA polymerase II-specific; zinc ion binding. Gene Ontology annotation, biological process: regulation of DNA-templated transcription. Lineage: Eukaryota; Fungi; Ascomycota; Dothideomycetes; Pleosporales; Pleosporaceae. The record is from RefSeq and is a predicted model, not a curated record. The transcript is spliced from 3 exons. Bases 1 to 609 code for a protein of 202 amino acids.